Messenger RNA from Xenia sp. Carnegie-2017, 1727 nucleotides. RefSeq lists its product as uncharacterized. NCBI's taxonomy places the organism in Eukaryota, Metazoa, Cnidaria, Anthozoa, Malacalcyonacea, Xeniidae. The coding region runs from base 652 to 1293 and encodes 213 amino acids. The transcript has 4 exons. The record is from RefSeq and is a predicted model, not a curated record.
CAAACCCACGAGUACGUAAGAUAUUGUCAGCUAUGUGUAUAUAUUAUAAAUCUUUGUUACAAGCACAAAGGUUUUCUGCUCCAGGGAAUUUAACAUUAACAUAAGUUGUUAACAGAAAAAUCUGCACCAUAAUGCAUACACGGGCUUAACCUACAGUGAUCAGGAAUUGAACAAUCUGCAUGUAUGUGGUUUCGUAUAAAAUUCCCCUCGGUACUCGGUUUAGUUUGAUCGUAUUCACAAAGAAUUAAUGAAGAUUCAUAUAGAAACUCCCACGUCAAACUUCCUUGUUUAUUGAGCUUCAAUAUUUUAAGAAAUUCAUUAAUGAUAUGAAUGAAAUUACGAUUGAUGGACUUUUCGUGGAUUGUGUUACUUUAAUGUAAUAAAUACAGCAAAGCUUCACGAGUAUCUGUACUUAGCGAAGCGUAUAAUGUCAAUGUAAAUUGCUUUUCAAGAUCCACACUGUUUUUUGUCGAGCAGUUACUUAAGCUAACUGUCAGUGUUAUCGAGUUACUUCUAUAUGAACAAAAGAAGGAAGAUGGCUGAUGCCAGCAUGAAUUGGCGAUUACAUUUCAGUGCAUUUUCGCCAAAGUUUUAAAACAAAGACAAAUAGCAUACAUUGACAAUCCUUACGACGAACAUGUCUCGCAAAUUAUGAUCGCAAAAUGUGACUUGAAGUAUUUGAAUGAUCGUCAAAAGGGACUUGAUAAGGAAAAGAGAAGCGUAGUUAGUACUGGAGACUUUGAUUCUAAAAACGAGAUUGAUGAAGGAAAGAGAAGAGUUGCUAAUAUGGGAACUAAUGAUACGAUUGAUAAAGGAAGGUGCGAAGCUCUUAAUUCGUUUAACUUUGAAAACACGCAAAGUUUGGCAGAUAAUGAAAUGAAGUUAGACUCGCUGAGUCCUCUGGAGAGCGAAGUGAUAUGUGAUGUAUCCGCAUCCGUAGACGAUUGGAGUUGUUUAUUUUCUGCCAAUCAGUGUCAUAUCAACUCUCCAGCUGGUCAACUUCAAUUAUCUCUCUCUUAUGACCCGUGGUUGUCAAGUUUGAAAAUAAGUAUCAUCAAAGCUAAGGGUCUUACCUGUGCUAAAUGUGCCAGCAAGGAAAGAAACAGUGGCAUUAUAUGUGUUGGUACUUUUUUCAAAAUUUCGUUACUUUGUGGUGGUAAAUUAACUCAGUCCAAAAGAACUGCAACGAAAACGCGAAAGGCUGAGAUAUUUUUCUACGAGAAAUUCUCGUUUGUGGUUGAAAAGGAACCAUUCGUAAUUGCAGUUUACAAUGCGAGGCCAUUCAUAAAAUAGGCUCGUUCAUAAAACGCGAUCAUGUCAUAGGUUCUGUGAUGAUUGGAGGUGAUGAUCGCUAUGGUGAAGACGGUGUUUCUCAUUGGCAGGCAAUGCUUCGUAGAUGCCAUAAAGAUGUCACUAUGUGGCAUUUUCUUCAUUUUUGAUGAAAAGAAAUGUUAAUCUUAACUUCGCGUGGUUAUUGAAAGGAAAAUUGCAAAUGGUUAGAAAACAUUGUGUUGAACUACUGUUAUAUGAUAACAUGAGCCUUGAUGAACUGAUAACAUCAGUAAACAUAAUAUGUGAAAUUUACUGCAGGCCAAAGCUUAAAAGAUUUUCUAUCUUUUGCGCACUGAAUAUGUGAAAUAGUUCUAGUAUUUAGUUUUAGAUAAUGAAUAAUAUAUUUAAGUAUGUAAAAUUUGUAGAAAAUAAAUGUAGUGUUUCUGUUGGACUAA